GUCAUAGGAAUGAGGCAGACUGAUUCAUCUACUCACCACAUACGUCCGCUUUAGAGUACCAGGCACAAACGGCUAUAUUAUCUCUAAGUGACCAGAGAUGAGAGACUCGCAGGACGAAAGAUCACGCUCCAGAAGUAAAGAAAACGACGGAGGAAGAAAGCAGCGCAAACGAUCCUCUACACCAAAUAAAGAUUCAGAAAACACUGAUAAUGAGAAAGAAAGCGGUGAUAAAAAACCCACAAAACAACCAAAUACCCGGCCAUCAUCCAGAAAAAAAACUACUCCCAAGUCCUCCUCCCCGCCUUCCUCACCCACCACUACCACCAUUCAAUCCUCCGCCAGCACCACCGCCGCCAUCAAAUCCGCGAGAAACAAUGGUAGGGGGAGUACUACUGGCAGACGGAUGACAACAGAUGUGGGAUUGACAAUGGCAACUACAACAAUACGACCAAUACAAACAUCAGAACCGACGUUGACCCCGUCCUCACCAAACAGUUCCAACAUGGCGAUAAUCACUGUCUUGGCGUCGGUGGCAGGACUUGUCUUUUUUAUAAUCAUCCUCCUAGCGUUCUUUCUGGCCUGGCGGAGGUGGUGUCAAAGUCGACCAGCUACAGAGGAGACCCACGGGAAUAAGUCUACCUACCAUAUGUACUCAGAGAUAGACCACACCACGAUGGUUUUGGAUGAAGAACCCAGAGUCCCUUCCAAUCAUCCUGCUACAGACGUAAACGAAAGAGCUAUUCCGAGUGCACCACCCAAUGAAGUCAUACCCGACAAUCCGGUCAACGAUAUUACUUAUGACAAGCUGCACCAGAAGGAACUUGUGGAAUCUGAAAACACAUACUCCGUUUUAGAUCCCAGAUUAGUUGACCUGAAUGAUCCACGAUUAAACACAUACGACGUAAUGUCCAAUAUAACCGGAAAGUCCGUUAAUGCAGACGAUGCAGCCGCGACAUUAGAACAGGGUCGUCACGUGACACCGUCAGUCUCACCAACACCGGAAUGUAACAAGGAAGUUGAUUGCAAUACAAACCUUGAUUCUGAAACAUCUGGUGAUGGUCAGUACUUCUUGCUGGAAAAACUUCCCGAAAGUACCGAGCCAGUCGUCAAUUUUGAAGGCCAAGAACUUUCUAAUGAAGUAGGGUCGGACAACUACUUCAAAUUGGAACCAAGAACUUGACCAUAUGGACAGUUUUUACAGCGGGAGAAUGGGGCAAUGGAAGAAGAUGUGGUACGGGUUGGGUAGGUGGGGUAGGGACAUUGUAGAGGUAGGGGGAUUGUUGGAGGUGUGUGUGUACGUGGGUGUGUGUGAAAACAGGUUAGAUUGUAUGCCGGACGUAUUUUGCUGUGCAGGAAGCAGGAAGGGUUGUUGUCGUCUGAUUGUUCAUAUACAAUUGUAUCAUGGUGUAAUAACAGUUGUAUCAUGGUGUAAUAACAGUUGUAUCAUGGUGUAAUAACAGUUGUAUCAUGGUGUAAUAACAGUUGUAUCAUGGUGUAAUAACAGUUGUAUCAAUUGCCUGUCGCCAUCUACAAAACUGACCGAGCUUAAAAUGUGAUAAACGUGCUAGUAGCAUACACGAAAUGAUUCAAUGCCUUUUUCAUCACGGCCAAAUUAUUUAUCGUUUACAUGAUUUCGUUUGACUUUAUGAGAAAUUACUGAAUGCGUGAAUACCAUUAUGCAGUAUUGGUAAACAAAGGCAAAUACACUUCUAGGUAGAUGUACAUUGUGUCCUCAUAUUUAGUUGUUGUGCCAGAAAGGCAUUGGAAAUGAAUGUUGUAUGAUUAUGUAAAAACUGCAUGAUACAUAGUGUCCAGUUUGUAAAUAUUAGUGUUUAAAAUGUAUUUUGUGACUGAUUUAUAGUUUAAUAUUUCACUCACAUGCCUGUAAACAGUAUAUGUCAUUGUCAUACUGCAAAUGUAACAUUUGGUUGACCAAUCACCAAACUGUGAUUGUGUAUAUUCCGAUUUUUUACGGGUAAUAUAGUGAUGCGGAAGUAAUAUAAAGUCACGUGCAAAGAGCGAUACCUUAUGAUGGAAUCUUUGAGGUCCGCAUGCCACAGGGGCAGACGACAUUUAUUUAAAAAAAAAAAUGUUUUCAUAGCUGUUUUGUUUAAUAAACUGAUUAUAUUGGU
Molecule: messenger RNA, 2132 nt
Organism: Pecten maximus
Lineage: Eukaryota; Metazoa; Mollusca; Bivalvia; Pectinida; Pectinidae
Product: cell wall protein RTB1-like
Exons: 5
Coding region: 98-1180 (360 amino acids)
Source: RefSeq, a predicted model, not a curated record